CAUUUUGCAACACAGGCUGUCUGUUGCUGUGGGCUUCGCUCCUCACCUUCAGCUUCAAGAACAAACUGCGAGGGAAACACACAUGAUAAAGUCGUGACGAUCGCAUGGAUUUACACGGCAAUAUUUUACCAAAAGAUACAAGGCACCCGACUGGAUUCACCAGAAUUUAUUUGUCACACAUUUUUCUUGAAAAAUGCAUUUUUCUUGAAAAAUGUGUAGCAAAACAAAUAUGAAAAAUGGUACUUGUGGAAUCUGUGUGCCGAAUUAUGUCCUGAGUGUGUGUCAGAGAGGAAAGGGAAUGCAGACUGGUCAGCUCGAGCUUGUCUGAGAGCGUGAUGCCCAGACGGGGGUUGCUGCUCCACGGCCGGGUCCGCUGGCUCUUCCUGGGCCUCCUCCUGCUGCUGGUACUGCUGUUUUUCGCCUACCUGCUGGAGUGCACCCCUCAAGCUGACGUCAGCCUGGUCCUGCCCGGCAUAGCGGGGGAGCCUUACGGAAAGGAGUACUACCAGGCCCUGCUGCAGGAGCAGGAGGAGCGCCACCUAAAUCGCGCCGGCAGUCUGAAGCGGCAGAUUGCACAGCUCAAGCAGGAGCUGCAGGAAAUGAGCGAGAAACUGAAGCUGCUGCAGGACAAGAAGGAGCUCCCCGAGGUGCAGGGCUUGGCCGAGAACAAGGAGCAGGAGCCGGGAGAUCUGCUGGAUUAUUUGCACUCUCAGAUCGACAAGGCUGAGGUGAACACGGGGGCGCGCCUGCCCAGCGAGUACGCUCUGGUGCCCUUUGAGAGCUUCACCUCGUCCAAGGUUUACCAGCUGGAGAUGGGACUGACGCGACACCCGGAGGAGAAACCUGUUCGCAAAGAUCGGCGAGACGAACUGGUGGAGGUCAUCGAGGCCGCGCUGGAAAUAAUCAACAACCCUGACGAGGAGGACGGCGUGGAGGAUGACAUGCCGAUGCAUAGGCAAACCUACAAAGAGGCCCACUUCAUAGAAGGCAUGUACAGGACCGAGCGGGACAAAGGGUCACUUUACGAGCUCUUCUUCGCUAAAAAGGAGUCUAGCACCUUCCGGCACGUCACCCUCUUCAGGGCUUUUGGUCCGCUGAUGAAAGUCAGGAGCACAACUGUAGACGCAUCGGGAAUAAUUAUCAACAUCAUUGUGCCACUGGCGGGCAGAGUAGAAACCUUUUUACAGUUCUUGCAUAACUUCAGGGAGGUGUGUGUACAACAGGACAAGCGAGUUCAUCUCACAGUGGUUUAUUUUGGCCAAGAGGGGCUCCAAGAGGUGAAAUCAUCUUUGGAAACAAUGUCAAGGGAGGAGAGUUUCUCAAAUUACACUCUGAUCCCAGUGGAUGAGGAGUUUUCCCGAGGUCGGGGGCUGGAUAUUGGAGCACACGCUUGGAACAAAGGCGACGUUCUCAUGUUUUUCUGUGAUGUCGACAUCCAUUUCACGUCGGACUUCCUGAAUACAUGUCGUCUCCAUGCAGAUCCAAACAAGAAAGUCUUCUAUCCAGUGGUGUUUAGUCUUUACAAUCCUGCCAUAGUUUAUGGAAAUUUGGAGCUGGCUCCACCUGUUGAACUUCAGUUGGUUCACAAAAAGGAUGCUGGUUUUUGGAGAGACUUUGGCUUCGGUAUGACGUGUCAGUAUCGCUCAGAUUUCCUAAAUAUUGGGGGUUUCGAUCUUGAUGUGAAAGGCUGGGGUGUAGAAGACGUCCACUUGUACAGAAAGUAUCUUCGGAGUGACCUCGUAGUGAUCCGGACGCCGGUGUCCGGUCUCUUCCACCUGUGGCAUGAGAAGCAGUGCGCAGACGAGCUGACUCCAGAACAGUACCGCAUGUGCAUUCAGUCCAAAGCCAUGAAUGAGGCCUCCCACUCCCACCUGGGAAUGCUGGUGUUCCGGGAGGAGAUCGAGGCUCACCUCCGCAAGCAGGCCUUCAAGCCUCAGAGCAAACCAGAGGACUGAGCUGCUCUCUGCGUGUCGGUGUCACAUCAGCAUCAAGUCUGUGAGAUGCUGACAUUAUCAAUGCACAGCUGUAGACAAGUGAAUGUACAAGAAACAACGUGGCUCGUUGAGCUACAGCAAUCUAAAAAGAGCAGAUGAUCACAUCACUUACCCUGCUGCGAUUCUUAUACAUUUACCCAAAAGUAAGUUAUUUUGCUUGCAGGUAUUGACCAUUUACCAACUGUGAAAUGGACCCAACAGUGUAAGCACCAUUGUUCUCACUGCUGCUGAGUUACCUUUCGACUGUGACCUCAGCCAAUAGAUUUCAGCAGUUUGCCAUUUCUGAAAUCAAGGUGAAAUUCCACUUCUUGCAUUACAGAGCGGCGGCACGGUGGGCGACUGGUUAGAGCGUCAGCCUCACAGUUCUGAGGACCCGGGUUCAAUCCCCGGCCCCACCUGUGUGGAGUUUGCAUGUUCUCCACGUGCCUGCACUCCGGGCACUCCGGUUUCCUCCCACAUCCCUAAUAACAUGCAUUAAUUGGAGACUCUAAAUUGCCCGUAGGUGUGACUGUGAGUGCAAAUGGUUGUUUGUUUGUAUGUAUGUGCCCUGCGAUUGGCUGGCAACCAGUUCAGGGUGUACCUCGCCUCCUGCCCGAUGAUAGCUGGGAUAGGCUCCAGCACGCCCGCGACCCUAGUGAGGAGAAGCGGCUCAGAAAAUGGAUGGAUGCAUUACAGAGCUAGUUAUUUACUUUUGAAAAUGAGGGGAAAUCAACCUUUUAUGUCUUUUGGAGCCAUAUUGUUCAGUUAGUAUUCCAUUUAUUAGCUGUUUGAUAAAUGGGACCUUUUUUUUUUUAGUAUUUUCUGUGACAGUCACUGUCUUAAUAGAGAAGCAUGUUAUUGUGAUUGGUGAAGUUGCAAAGAUCUAAUGUGAGCAUGCAGAACUAAUUUUGGGUAUGAAUGUACCUGUAUUUUUGUUUUCUGAAACGUGUUGUUCGUGCCCAGCAAAGCUUAUUGGCACUAUUUAUUCCCAGCACUGGACUGUGUUGGAAUGGUACACUCUUGUAAAUAAUUUUACAAAAUGUCUUUUAUUCAUGUAAAUCAAUUAUUUUGAUCUCAUACCCACGUUCUGAUGUUUUGACACCGGCAGACCCCUUCACUUUUGUUCCAGAGACCAUGUUACUGCUGAGGUUAGAAGCAUAAAGUCAUCAGUGGACCCCAGAAACUGUUUCAGGGCAGGUGGGGAGUAGUUCUAUGUCUAAAGAUCAGUCUCACGAUGCUGUGUGAUCUUCAUGAAUGUUACUGCAACUAUUAAAGCUUUUGGUAGAACAGUUGGUUCAUUUGGUUAGUAUAUAUUGUCUUCCUCUCAACCAAACAACAACAUAAAAAAAAAACGUGCAAGGAAAUGGUUUAUUGGUCAAUUUGCCCAUGGAACACACAGAAGGCUAAAAUAACUGGUUCUACUUAAUUCCGAUCGGUUGGCCUUUUAUCUAAUGAUACACACCUUCCUUAUCCAGCUCUAUAAUUUAUAAAAUAUUGCUGUACUUGUCAAGUCUUUUAAUCUACAAGGGAAAUCAGUUUUCUUAAUUUAAGACAAAUAGUAUAAUACGGUUGUAUUAUAAAUUUGCAUACAGUCCAUCACAUGUAUAGAACGUAAAAGAAAGAAAUAGCAAAUAUAAUCCAGGAAAACGGACCAAGUGGAAAAGUCUUUCAUGAUGUGGGGCUUUAUUGUGCUAAUGCACCAUGUGUUCUGGCUGGACCCCCAUGCUUUUGUAGAUCUCCUUGAGGAUAAGCAGAGCUGUGUCUUCAGAUUGCCUACAAAACACCAAUUUAAUAUUCAUUAUAGGUAGAAAUGUUCAUAUGAGGAAACUUUUUCUUUUUUGAAAUUAAAACUGCUCCCAGGUGUCUUCAUAAAAUGUCUCUUGAGACCUUGAAUUUAACUUGUUCUGGGGGGACACAUUACUGUAUCAUGCAAAUCAGCCACUGUUGUCCUGCCUCCCUCUAAUGUGGGGUGUGAGAAUGAGAGUGCCAGGGGCAGUACUGUUCUGUAGGCACUCCCCGCAAAAAAACUUGAGUUUGAAGUGAGCCCAUAAAGACAUUAAAAGGCAGCAUGGAUUGUAUUUUUACCGGAGGAGAUGGCACUUCACCACCAAGCUGCCUAAUUACACUCGUCAAUUAGCGUGGGGAUCUGUGCAUGUGACGUACGCAGUGGACACAUUGCCAAACACGAAUAAAUGAGUCUGGUACCAGUAGCAGAGAUGACUCUGGAGGGCGAACAGGUACUCAUUAAAACUCUCAAUGGGCUUCUCCUGCAGGACAAAGUCGAUCCGAUUCCCUCCAUUCAGCAUCCCGAUCCUAACCUCAGGCUCGUCUUCUUUGUGUGGUUCGGGGAUCUCU
Messenger RNA from Phycodurus eques (leafy seadragon), 4328 nucleotides. RefSeq names its product chondroitin sulfate N-acetylgalactosaminyltransferase 2 (gene csgalnact2). The transcript is spliced from 8 exons. NCBI's taxonomy places the organism in Eukaryota, Metazoa, Chordata, Actinopteri, Syngnathiformes, Syngnathidae. The coding region runs from base 336 to 1955 and encodes 539 amino acids. Gene Ontology annotation, molecular function: glucuronosyl-N-acetylgalactosaminyl-proteoglycan 4-beta-N-acetylgalactosaminyltransferase activity. The record is from RefSeq and is a predicted model, not a curated record. Gene Ontology annotation, cellular component: Golgi cisterna membrane.